Purpureocillium takamizusanense is the source of this 3100-nucleotide messenger RNA. RefSeq lists its product as uncharacterized. The coding region runs from base 1262 to 2635 and encodes 457 amino acids. Gene Ontology annotation, molecular function: hydrolase activity, acting on ester bonds. NCBI's taxonomy places the organism in Eukaryota, Fungi, Ascomycota, Sordariomycetes, Hypocreales, Ophiocordycipitaceae. The record is from RefSeq and is a predicted model, not a curated record. Gene Ontology annotation, cellular component: cytoplasm. The transcript is spliced from 2 exons.
CCGACGACGACGACGAUGACCCCGGGAGCCUGUUGCGAUAGCUGGGAAGAAUGCUCCGCAACCCGAUCUCGUUGUACAUACAUGAUACAUGCAUCGGGUCAGCAAAGCGUACUUCGGCGCACGCACCGCGUCGUCGUCGUCGUCGAGGUAGUACCUACUGACGAGCUCCCAUGCCUCGCUCUGCAUUACAACCAAGCGAGGCAAUCGAUCGCUGGCUGGUGCCCAUCAAAUGCAUGGCCUGACUUCGUUACAGCGGACUCUGCGGCCUGGCAGCAGUGUCUGAGCGUACUGUCUGUCUCGGUCUCCAACACCCAGACUACCACCAUUACUACUUCAACAGUGCUACUACUACCAAAAACCAACCCCAGUGCGGCAUUGGGCUUCGCCGUGGCUGAACGUUGCUGUCUGAGCCUCCACCACUCUCGAACGGAAGCCCGCCCCCCCUUUCGAUCUCCGUCACGAUUAGCCUAAGCUUGUACCCUAUUCGCGUCCGCCUCCACCUCCAGCGCGCCGCCGAGAGCUCCAGCUCGAUUACCAAGGAAAUAAUGGAAACCUCGCUGCGCCGAGGGACUCGCGGCGGCGGCUCGACAUUGCCAAGACGCCGCCACCUGGGGUCAGCCAUCACCGCCCUCAUCAAUGAACGCGUGGCGAGCAACAUAUGUACAUACUGUACAUGCAGUUGCCAUUGAUGGGCUGAGGCUGGGGCUUGUCUCCCCCUCCCCCUCCUCUUCACAAGGCGGCUCUUGGCAUUGAUCGGUGGCCCUGUUCGUCCGUCAUGUCUGGAACUCUCUCAUCAAGUGCAUCCGGCGGCCGGCUCGGUGGGAAAUCUGGACCCUCCCUCCCGCCUCGUCCUCCUUGGAGACGGACGCUGGGCGGCGGGCAUCUCGGCGACGCCCACCCUCCCUCACGUCACCCCUUCCGCGCGGAAUAUACCAUACUAACUUACUACUACUGCGAUCCAUGAGAUGGACGGAAUGCCCGCCGCCGCGCGCGCGCGCGCACGGUCGGUCGGGCCCUUGCGCUCCGCCACUGGAUGCUCCGGAAAGCUUCGUCAUCGAGACAAGAAGGGCCCUGGCCGUCAAACGUGCUUGGCGUUUCACACACGGACAAAGCUCACAAUCCUCGGCCUCGGGUCCGAUCUCUCGUCUUAUAAGAUCCGCGACAACCGCGAAUCACCACCACCAACCGAAAGCAUGAGAGGCACAGUCCACCACCACCAUCACCACCACCGCCAGGUGUGUUUCGCCGCCCCUUCAGCAACAUGAUGCUGCCGCCGCCGCCGCGGCGGAUAUGUCAAAGAGUCUUUCUCAUAGCCAGUCUGGCCGCCGGGCUGUCACGGCAAGCUGUUGUUGUUGCGCCUCGAGCCGCCGAUCCUCCUCCGCCGCUGCGGUUUCGUGACAGUGGCACAUUUCACCUCUCCGUCUUUUCAGAUCUCCACUUUGGCGAAGAUCAAGCCGGAGACGGCCCGGCGCAGGACCGCAACUCGGUCCGGGUCCUGGGCGCCGUCCUGGACGCGGAACGCCCGGACCUCGUCGUCCUCAACGGGGACCUCAUCAACGGCGACAGCACGUACCGCCACAACAGCACCAGCUACGUCGACCAGGUCGUCGAGCCCAUAGUCGAGCGGCGCAUGACCUGGGCGUCGACGUACGGCAACCACGAUCACCAGCCCAACAUCAACGGCGAUGACAUCCUCAAGCGGGAGCAAAACUUCUCCGGCUGCCGCACGCAGAAGAUGGUCAACACAAGCAACUCGGGGACCACGAACUACUACCUGCCCGUGUACGCCGCGGACUGCGGCGACACCGCUACGUGCGCGCCUGAGCUACUCCUCUGGUUCUUCGAUUCGCGCGGCGGCUACUACUACCAGGGCGGGCCGCAGCCCAACUGGGUGGACAGUAGCGUCGUGUCGUGGUUCAACGCGACGCGCACCAACAUCACGCGCGCGCACGGCGGCAAGGUCAUACCCUCACUCGCCUUCGUGCAUAUACCCAUCAAUGCCACCGGCGCGCUGCAGUCCGAGGAAGGGGUCAACUCCAACAACCAGCCGGGCAUCAACGAGGAGGAGGUGGUGGAGCAGGGCGAAGGGUGGUGCUCCGACGGCAGCCAGGGCGAUUCGUGCACGUACGGCGGGCAGGACGUGCCCUUUAUGCGCGCCCUCGCCGCGACCGAGGGCCUCAUCGGGCUCUUCUACGGCCACGACCACGCCAACUCGUGGUGCUACAAGUGGGACACCCUGCUCCCCGGCAUGACCGUCAGGGGCAGCGGCGUAAACCUGUGCUACGGCCAACACUCCGGAUACGGCGGCUACGGAGAUUGGGCCCGCGGCGGGAGGCAGAUCCUAGUGUCGCGGGAGAAGCUCAGGGAACUUUCGGUGGACACGCACAUACGCCUCGAGACGGGGGACGUGGUUGGUGCCGUGACGCUCAACUCCACCUUCAACCAGGACUCGUACCCCGCGACCCCAGAUAUAAAGACUUAUCUAAGCGGCGCCUCAGGCGAGGACUUUCGCGUCUACACCGACUCUGCGGCGACGCCGAGACACGGGGCCCCGGACGGCCAGACGGUCGUCACGGCUGCUGUGUUGGCAGGCUUCUCGCUCCUGGUCGGGCCCCUGCUUCACGGGACGACAUGAAAUGAAACGAUGGGGAGAAAAGAAGAGGUCCCUUUGGACACAAAAUGGACCAAAAACAAAGGCGCCGUGCUCCUCCGCCGCUACAUGUGUAUAUAUAUAUAUGUAUCCUUACAGUCCCACGAUGCAACGUCAGAUACCCCGCCUAACGACAUUAAAAGACCCUAGUCCCCCUUGGUUGUGAAGAACGUGCAGGCAGUCCUCGCAGAUGACAGUCUCCGCUGGUGGAAAGGGGCCCGUGCCGACAUGGAGCGAGGCGGUCACGGGAGCUUGGAGGACUUGCACACCCGAAACACACCGGUUGCAGUUGCUGCAGGUAGGCAGGCUGACGUACUGACGGCUCGGCCCGGCCUGCUGGACGCCGAGGCCACUGCUGCCGCCGCCCACUCCAUGUCCUCCUCCUCCUCCUCCUCCUACUCCUCCCCCGCCGCCUCCGCUUCUAUUGCUGGGGGCAGCCGUCGACGGGGC